Messenger RNA from Mus pahari (shrew mouse), 1258 nucleotides. It is a transcript of the gene Ostf1, whose product is annotated as osteoclast stimulating factor 1. NCBI's taxonomy places the organism in Eukaryota, Metazoa, Chordata, Mammalia, Rodentia, Muridae. Gene Ontology annotation, biological process: signal transduction. The transcript is spliced from 10 exons. The record is from RefSeq and is a predicted model, not a curated record. Bases 163 to 810 code for a protein of 215 amino acids. Gene Ontology annotation, molecular function: protein binding.
GAAGGCCGGGCUGUCUGCGGAGCUCGCUGGUCCGAGUGUCCCGCAUCGGGUUGCGCGCGGGUCCGGAGCGGCGGCGGCGGCGGCCAGCGCAGGCUUGGCGCGCCCAGUUCCCGUGUGCGUGUGGGGCUCCCGCGGCUGAGCCUGGUCGCUCCGCGUAGCGCCAUGUCCAAGCCACCUCCCAAACCGGUCAAACCAGGGCAAGUUAAAGUCUUCAGAGCUCUAUAUACAUUUGAACCCAGAACUCCAGAUGAAUUAUACUUUGAAGAAGGAGAUAUUAUCUACAUCACUGACAUGAGUGAUACCAGCUGGUGGAAAGGAACUUGCAAAGGCAGAACAGGACUGAUCCCAAGCAACUAUGUGGCUGAGCAGGCAGAGUCCAUUGACAAUCCAUUGCAUGAGGCUGCAAAAAGAGGCAACUUGAGCUGGUUGAGGGAGUGCUUGGACAACCGAGUGGGUGUGAACGGUCUGGACAAAGCUGGAAGCACUGCCCUGUACUGGGCAUGCCACGGUGGCCACAAAGACAUAGUGGAGGUUCUGUUUACUCAGCCGAAUGUGGAGCUGAACCAGCAGAAUAAGCUGGGAGACACAGCUCUGCACGCAGCUGCCUGGAAGGGUUAUGCAGACAUUGUCCAGUUGCUACUGGCAAAAGGUGCAAGGACAGACUUGAGAAACAACGAGAAGAAGCUGGCCUUGGACAUGGCCACCAACGCUGCCUGUGCAUCGCUCUUGAAAAAGCAGCAGCAGGGAACAGAUGGGGCUCGAACACUGAGCAAUGCUGAGGACUACCUGGAUGACGAAGACUCAGACUGAUUCCGCCUCGACCCGCUUUGAUUGUUGCCUAAACUUCUUUUGCUUUUGCCAUUCCAGAACCUGGGUUGUUUGCCAGAAGAGUAUUGAUAACUGUUCCUUUUAAAGUCUGUAUGAGCACAACACUGUUGCACUGUGAUCUGUGAUGAGUCGGGGUGAGUGUGGGUCAUUCUCACCUGCAGCUUGCCAAUAAGUAAAGAGAUACUUUGUUGUAUAAAAUACAUAUAUGCUCACCAGGGUAAAAUAAACAAAAAAAAAGAUUAUUUCUAUUUAUCAAGCAAAAGGAAUUUUAAUAAUUUUUUCUUUUAAAAAAUCAUUUUUUUAAGUUCUUUACCUCAAGGAAUGAGAUGUUUUGAGUGGGUUUUUCAAGGGGGAAAUGCUUAUUAUAACAAUAGACCAAAACUCUCAACAGAAAAUUGUCAGCUAUUCUGACAAAAAUAAACAUUUAAAG